Messenger RNA from Aquila chrysaetos chrysaetos, 2157 nucleotides. It is a transcript of the gene TTLL10, whose product is annotated as tubulin tyrosine ligase like 10. Lineage: Eukaryota; Metazoa; Chordata; Aves; Accipitriformes; Accipitridae. The coding region runs from base 1 to 2157 and encodes 718 amino acids. Gene Ontology annotation, biological process: protein modification process. The record is from RefSeq and is a predicted model, not a curated record. The transcript has 13 exons.
AUGGCCUUUGUGCCAACCAAGAGGAAAAAGAACACCAAAUCCAUGAUGCAAGGAAGUAACCAACAACAGGCUGGCUCCUUAUCAGCUGACAGAGUUUGUUCAAAAAAUUUGACCGAGUCGCUAAGGCCAGUCUCUUCUAGAGGAAGACAGAACACGUUAGUUAUGUUUUCGCCCGGUCUGGUGCUGCAAUGGCAAAAACGAGGUGGUGACCAAAGAGCCAAGCACCGCUCUCCGCUGGGGUGUCCUCCCCACGGCAGCGGUCCCAGCGCCAGGCAGCGAGCGAGAGCAGCCUCAGCUCCGCAGAACCACGAACGGGCAAGCUCGACGUUCACCGUGGAAAAAGCUCGUUUCAGGUGGUUACGAGACAUUGCCGAGGCAGCGUUUUCCAUCAUGGACGUUGUGCCCUGGCUUGUUCGAACUGGUUGGGAGCCAGUGGUAUGGGUAUCAAUAUCCCAAAGGCUAGUUACAGAAGUAGUCACGAGCUGUUGUGGAAGCAAGCACCAGACUCACAAUUCCUAUGAGUUACCAGCUGAGAAAUCAGACCACGAACAGAACUUUCUUGCUAAGACUAAGAUAAUGGAUAAUAAAUCCAGCAAUGGUUUUGAGGAUGACGACAUCAUUACAUCAGAUACCACUUCUGAAACCGCACGUUUCUCCAUUUCCAAUUUUGCAGCUACUUCUACCAACUCUGAAGUGGAGCUUGACAACGCCAAGUCUAAUGAGAAUAGAACACAGGGUAAGGCAUGCCCUCAAGAAAAACAGCCAGAAGAAAAGAUACCAAAAGUACCAAUGGGACAAGGACCAUAUUUUUAUAUCAGUGGAUCUAAUGGAGCUGGGCUUGUGAGCAUCUAUUGCCAGAGCAGAGGCUGGCAGCGUAUCUAUGACAACAGAAGAGAGGAUUAUGCACUGAAAUGGUGUGAAAUCAAGUGCCGAGAGACCUAUUACCAUUUCAAAGAAGGCGAACAGCUUCUCUACCAGAUUCCCAACAACGGGGUCCUUACCAGUAAGACAGGGCUUUUAUGCUGCCUGAGAGAGCAAGAGCGGAUGAUCAAAAAGAUCAGUAGGAGCUCUAAUUCCAAGUUACUGAAGAUGGAAGAAUUCUUCCCAGAAUCUUUUCGCCUGGACUUAAUAGACGAGAGAAAUGCUUUUUUUGAGCUUUACAAAGAAGAACAGAUUUGGAUCUGCAAACCAAGUUGCUCUAACCAAGGUCGAGGAAUUUUCCUGCUUAAAAAUCCAGCUGCUGUCAACACCCUUCGAGCCAAGCUCCACAGCACUGAGGAAUACCUACUCAAUAAGAGGGUGCCAUACAAGGCUCCCCAGGCAAGAAUAGUGCAAAGGUAUAUUCACCAGCCUCUGCUCCUGGAAGGGAAGAAGUUUGAUGUCCGGUCUUAUCUCCUCAUUGCCUGCACAGCACCAUACGUGUUAUUUUUCGCCCAGGGUUACAUCAGGUUGACCUGUGUCAAUUAUGAUGCUGCUUCUGAUGAUCUGACUGUGCAUCUGACCAAUCAGUACAUGCAGAAGAAGAACUCCCUGUACAGCCAGUUGAAAGAUGAGACAGUUUGGCGGAUGGAGCACUUCAACAGCUACAUUAAUGAGAAGUUCAGAAAAACCAAUGGCCUCCCCAAAGACUGGGUUUUCACUGUGUUUACUAAAAGGAUGCAGCAGAUCAUGUUGCAGUGCUUCCUGGCAGCCAAGCACAAACUGGAUCGCAAACUGGGCUACUUUGAUCUCAUCGGCUGUGACUUUUUAAUUGAUGAAAACUUUAAGGUCUGGCUUCUGGAGAUGAAUGCAAACCCAGCAUUGCAUACUAACUGCAAAGUCUUGAGAGACAUCAUCCCAGCUGUAGUCUAUGAGAGUCUCGAUUUGGUUCUCGAGGUUUUCAACAAGCGCCUCAAAGGCCAGGGUGUUUUGCCUUUAGAGACGCUCUGCCAUUUUGUUCUUCUCUAUCAUGAGGAUGCUGCGGACCUUGGCCAGAAACAACCCUCGAAGCUCAGAACUGGCCUGCGUACAGGCCGGUAUCUGCGGCCACACACAGGCAGUACCAGCCGCUUUGGUCAUAGCCCUGCCAAGGAGCCGGAGAACUCUUCCAAGAAGCCUGGUUGCUCUAGAAAAAAAGGUUGCCUUGUCGCCCAGAAAGAAUUGUCAACAAACUCCUAA